GAAUAAGUUACAUUAUUGCUACAAGCUCAAAACUCUGAGUGUAUGUUGAGUGUAUGUGAAAGUGCUCGGAGGCAGUAGGAGGUGCGUGAGGAUCUUCAGGUGGAGCUUCAGCGCCGGUGAGGAGGAGGAGGAUGCUGGAGGAGUUUAUUCAUGCGUCAGCGGCACCGCAAGCAGCUCUCACUCACUCCAGCAGCUGUAACUCCACACUUCCCUCCAGCAAUGGCCAACGCAGGGCUGCAGCUCCUCGGCUACACUUUGGCUUUUCUGGGUUUUCUGGGUCUCAUCGCAUCCACAGCUAUGGCCGAGUGGAAGAUGUCCUCAUACGCCGGAGACAACAUCAUCACUGCGCAGGCCAUGUAUGAGGGGCUCUGGCGCUCCUGUGUGUAUCAGAGCACUGGACAGAUGCAGUGCAAAGUCUACGACUCCUUACUGCAGCUGCCAGGAGAGGUUCAGGCAGCUCGGGGCUUCAUGAUCACCUCUAUCUUCCUGUGCGGCGUCGGUCUGCUGGUCGCUGCCGUCGGCAUGAAGUGUACCACCUGCCUGUCUGACGAAAAAGAACAGAAGAAUAAAGUGGCUGUGGCUGGAGGCGUUCUCUUCAUCAUCGCAGGGGUUUGCGCUCUUGUUGCCACCAGCUGGUAUGGAGAAAACAUAAGGAAGAAUUUCUUUGAUCCAUUUACUCCUACAAAUGCAAGAUAUGAGUUCGGGAAGGCUCUGUACGUGGGCUGGGGUGCGUCGGCUCUGACCCUCAUCGGCGGGAUCAUGCUCUGCUGUAACUGUGCGAGUAAACCCGCUGGGAAAUCCUACCCGCCUCCUCGCGCCGCAGGACGACCCGGAACCGACCGUGUGUGAAUCCAGUCACAAACAGCUCAUGAACACUGCAGCAUCUCUGUCUGCUAGUGAUGUGCCAAGCAGCUUUGGCUUCCUCGAUGUAUUAAUUGUUUCAUUGCCAAAACUUCUAAUGUGGUAUUAAAGGACUAGAUAAGCUCUA
This is a messenger RNA of Cyprinus carpio (common carp), 988 nucleotides long. RefSeq names its product claudin 1 (gene cldn1). Gene Ontology annotation, molecular function: structural molecule activity. Gene Ontology annotation, biological process: cell adhesion; bicellular tight junction assembly. Gene Ontology annotation, cellular component: bicellular tight junction; plasma membrane. NCBI's taxonomy places the organism in Eukaryota, Metazoa, Chordata, Actinopteri, Cypriniformes, Cyprinidae. The record is from RefSeq and is a predicted model, not a curated record.